CGUGCCGGCAAACACAUUUGCACUGCUGUUCUACAUUUUAUCUAGUAAAUAACCUAGUUAUGUGAAUUGCUUGAGAAUACUGUGCAAUCGUACAUCAUCAAUUCAACAUGGACACGAGCUCAAUGACAACAUCGGGGCUCCUCGAGUGGGAGUUCUCGUUGCCGUCGGACCAGAUAAUAUCGCACGGGUGGUACCACGGCGCGCUGAGCCGAGCGGCGGCCGAGAGCCUGCUGCAGCAGGACCGCGAGUUCCUGGUGCGCGACUCCUCCUCGCAGCCCGACAACUACGUGCUCAGCUGCCGCUCCAACGGCCAGCAUCUACACUUCGUCAUCCAACGGAUUGUUGUACACCCAGAAACUGUGUACGAGAGAUAUCAAUAUCAAUUUGAAGACGAAGCGUAUGAUACGGUUGCUGAUCUGAUUACGUCUUACGUGGGUUCUGGAAAGCCUAUAUCUGCAGCGUCAGGCGCGAGGAUACAGUACCCGGCUAACAGAAUUGUACCUUUGACUAACUAUAUACCUAACGAUGACGCCAACUCAGUUGUGUCCCCUGUGGGUGACGGAUCCGGCUAUGGAAACCCGUACAGCCUCUACAGCCAUUUCGCUUCCAAACCUGGUAUGCAAUUACGUGCACCUUUCAAAAAGCAACGUUCCCAUUCGCUGACGCCUAUUGACAUGAGUCAGCAUGCGAAUCAAGCAAAGAGCGCCAGUGCAGAUGGGGUAAUCCAAAGUCAAACAAUGAAACAUGUCAAAAAUUUCCCUAGUGAAUCCAAUUCUUGUUCAGGCACCUGGGAUGUGAAUCUCCCUAUCAGCCCUCCCGCCAAGCCGGCUAGAUACGAUGGUCCAAAAUCCGACGACAGACGAUUGGAAUUACAAAGACUGUACCACGUGUCAGGAUCAGACUCGGGAAAUGGCUCCGGGGACUCGACUCAAAGCUCAGCCCAUAGCGAUCCGAACAAGUCGAGGAUAGAUUCGGAUUACAAUGUAGUAACUCCAACGAUAAAACAGCAGUUCGACUACGAGCUGACGGAAGCACGGCUGUUGCAAUCCGAGAAUUUAGACUAUACCGUAGAUUCCCGAAUUAACCUUGAGAAUUUCCAGUCACAAAUAAUAUUAUCGGGGCUCUCAAAACCGCUGGAAUCUGAGACUUUACACACAAUCAAGCUCUUAUUACGAACGUCAGGGCCUCGUAUACUGGCGAAUCAUAUGACAAAAGUGGACCUACACUUUUUGCUCGAUGAUGCGAUACAGAUCGAGGGUUUAGAGAAAACGGCAUCUGGCUUAGAAUUAUGUUUUCUACCUCAAGGAAGAUCACUGCGUUUGGAUGUUAUUGAAAGAAUUGAAACCUUUCGGCUUCUGAUAGCAGUGACGAUAUUGACUUGCCAAACGGACAGGCAAAGAGCCGAUACUAUCAACGAUUGGAUACUUCUCGCCGUCGAAACAAAAACUGCACUCGGGAAUCUUUACGGAUUUUCGGCCAUAAUGUUCGGACUGUGUAUGCCGCAGGUGGAGUGCUUACAAAACGCAUGGAAUAUUUUACGGCGUGUUUACACGGACAAUGCCUUCAUGUUCGAAGCAAAGCUGCGUCCUUGUUUUAAAAGUAUGAACGAAGGCACAAACCCUCUGCCACCGAACACGACCACUCCGCACAUUCUGCCGCCGGUGCUAUGUUUUCAUUUAUUCGAUGGUGAGGGAGGUGGCCUGAUGCAACCAGACGAGUCAUUUCCGACGAGUCUUAUGAACGUUCUCGCUUUCGAUUUCAAUGCGACUGCAGCGCACCUGGAGUCCGCGCGGUACUUCCCGGACCAAGUGGACAUGUUCAAGAGGAACGCUAGAACCGUGGUCCAGGAGAUGUCUUCCCUGGGGCCCACCUUGGAUCCCACCCUACUAGAAUUGUUCAAAACUGAAUUCCACAUUAAUUUCCUUUGGGGCGAACGCGGGGCGUUAACUACUCCUAACCAGAGGUUUGCGCGGUUAACAGAUAUAUUAACGGCGAUGGCUAAUAAACUGGCUAACCAGCCGCCAGAGUGCGAAGGGGAUGUAUAAGCAGCGAAAUAUUCUAGAUACCUUUUGUGUGAUCAGUGAUCAAAUGAACAUUAAUACUCUUUACCAUAUCAUCUCAUUAUUUUAGGUACAUAAACAUAUACAAUAUACAUAUGUAUUUGCAUUUUGUUAGUUCUACAUAUUUCAACCUAUUGUUUAAAAAACCAAAACAACUAUAUAGUUGCAGAAUGAAUAUUUAUGUAGUUCAAAAAAGUUAGAUAUGUAUUAGGUAUCUCCGUGUAAGUAUUAAGGGCCAGGUUACACAGGCAGCCACUGAACUGAAUAUGUAUGACCUGAUGUUAUGUUCUAAGUUCUAAUUAAAAAAAAAUGUUAUUAAAGGAAUUAUUUAUACGAGGAAUAACAAAAUAAUAACUUUGAGGCAAAUUGUCUGUGUACCUAUUUGUACCUACAAAUAUAAGUUAUCAUUAUCAAUUUAUCACCUUAAAUAUACUUAGGUAUCCUAACUUCGCUGUCCGCCAGUCUGUCUGUCAGAUUUACCUGUUUAGAACGAACUGUAGGUAUAUCUGUGUAUUGUGUAGCAUAAACACUGCUCGCAAGGGAGAAGAACCCGGCAACAUUUCUAUAUACAUAUUGUAUGGGUUACCUAGCUCGGUGGAACUGACCUGUGUAUCAUGAGCGUAGAAUAUAUAUGUACCUAUCUAUAUCUACGUGUAAGUAUUUGUUAUAUUUAUAAAAUGCGUCUUCAAAUAAAAUUAAAUACAUCUUUAACAUUUUUUUUAUAUAUACCUCAAGCCAAAUUUAUUGUACAGAAAACGUUCAGAUUAUGGAUGGAAGUUGUAACUAUACAUGGUUUUACUAGAAACAUUUCUAAAUAUAAUAGAUGGAACCGCAAAUUUCGUUCGCUACGGAACGUAAACGAUUGGCAUGUUGGCUACGCGCCCAGUAUUAUAAAAUAGGCCGUAUACUGUUGUAAUAAGGUCUGUUUACAAGGUCAACGAAGGUCAAUAAUUUUAAAGAGCUAUAUACAUAUCUAAGUAUGUAUAUAAAAUUAUUAAUUAAAUACGUUAAGCCGGUCCGUAGGUUAGUAUAUUAAGUAUACCGGGUGUGGCCUGUAAUAUGAGCAAUACAUCAAACCGUAGGCUGUACUCCUCAUAUUGACGAACAUUUAUUCAACGACUUUUAAAAAUUACUUGUGGUUUCAUUUUUAAUACACUUUAAAGUUUAUUCUAAGACGCAAUGUAUUGCGAAUUUUGUUAUGUUUAAGGCGUGACAAGCAACGUCAAUCACAAUGAUAAUGGCGUGGCGAUGGCGUCCAUUGAAGAUAAUAUUUAUUUUGUAUGAAAAAUGGGGAGUCUAAAUACUUCAUAAUUUUUAAAACUUGUUGAAUAAAAGUGUCACCGUUUGAGGAGUACAAUCUAUGUUUUAAUUAUUUGCUCAUGUUACAGGCCACACCCGGUAUAACUUCUUACCAACCGCCUUCACUCCUCUUAGUAGUCAUUGUGGGUAUAUUUAAUAGUUUUAAUUACAUACUCUGCAUUUGUAAAUUAAUAUUUUAUUUAAAAUGGAAAACCAUGCAAAAAAAUAUUAUAAAUAACGCUAUUGUAACAAUAGUCUAUGUUAGUGUACGGAAUAUGAUAUUUCAUAGAACAUAAAAUAUAAUCUUUUUGUAACUACAUAGGUACAAUGAAUAUAAAUUUUGUUGGUGAAUUUUCAUUUACAUUUGCGUUGAUUAUAUAGACUUGACUAUACCAAUACGUAAUAGUUAUUUAUUUAUUAAGAAGCAAAGUUGUAAUUUAACCUCUCGUGCAAAUAUUGAUACCCGAGCAAGCGAGUUUCUAAAUUGAACCGCGACCAAGUGGGUUAAAAAAAACUUUGCGACCAAGUGAAAUACUAAAUUUUUCACCACACCAACGCGAGGAAUAUACUACCUUUAAAUAUUACAAAUCAAAUCCAAAUGAACGCUAUUAAAUACUUGUCAUUCAAAAACAUAAUAGUCAAUUCUACCAACCAACGCAAGAAAGCAACUCAAAAUUUGCAUCGAAAUAUUUUGCCGCUCUCGCAGAUAAAAUCCACGACUUUCACAUCACUUUAUGAAGAAAAAAGAGAGCCUUUACGAGCUGGUGUGGUGAAAGUGUUUACUCAAAUGUCUGCCAAUAACAUAAUAUUAUAUAAGUACAUACCAUAUCUUUCUGACUACGGAAACCGUCACAAUACAAUAAGACUUUAUUCAAUUGCAUAUCCAUGUA
Messenger RNA from Cydia fagiglandana, 4249 nucleotides. RefSeq names its product breast cancer anti-estrogen resistance protein 3 homolog. Gene Ontology annotation, molecular function: phosphotyrosine residue binding; guanyl-nucleotide exchange factor activity. The record is from RefSeq and is a predicted model, not a curated record. Lineage: Eukaryota; Metazoa; Arthropoda; Insecta; Lepidoptera; Tortricidae. The coding region runs from base 108 to 2045 and encodes 645 amino acids. Gene Ontology annotation, biological process: small GTPase-mediated signal transduction; positive regulation of peptidyl-serine phosphorylation. The transcript is spliced from 6 exons.